AUGAAACCUAUAUUCCACCACUGGGCUAACGAUUGCGAGAAGGGGCUAAUCGAAGAGGGUAGCAUCCAGGAUGCAGGACGCAAACGUGCCGCGCCACAUAUAAAGACUUACAUACGGUACAACGAGAACAAGACCAUCGAUUGGGCCUUGCUCACAUCCGCCAACAUAUCAAAGCAGGCCUGGGGUGAAGCCGCAAACACCGGGCAGAUACGAAUUGCCUCAUGGGAGAUUGGCGUCCUCGUGUGGCCUGAAUUAUUUGCGGACGGGGCUAAGAUGGUUGGUAUCUUUAAGACGGAUACGCCUGCAAAAGACGAUCUAGACGGGGACGAGCCCAUAGUUGGUCUAAGGAUACCGUAUAGCCUGCCUCUACAGAGAUACGGAGACAAUGAAGUUCCAUGGGUAGCUACGGCAAGCUAUACGGAACCCGACUGUAUGGGUCAUUUUUGGAAGGAUUAG
Daldinia childiae is the source of this 456-nucleotide messenger RNA. Its product is annotated as putative tyrosyl-DNA phosphodiesterase. Gene Ontology annotation, molecular function: double-stranded DNA binding; single-stranded DNA binding; 3'-tyrosyl-DNA phosphodiesterase activity. The transcript has 2 exons. The coding region runs from base 1 to 456 and encodes 151 amino acids. The record is from RefSeq and is a predicted model, not a curated record. Gene Ontology annotation, biological process: single strand break repair; double-strand break repair. Gene Ontology annotation, cellular component: nucleus. NCBI's taxonomy places the organism in Eukaryota, Fungi, Ascomycota, Sordariomycetes, Xylariales, Hypoxylaceae.